Molecule: messenger RNA, 885 nt
Organism: Fusarium redolens
Lineage: Eukaryota; Fungi; Ascomycota; Sordariomycetes; Hypocreales; Nectriaceae
Exons: 3
Coding region: 45-779 (244 amino acids)
Cellular component (GO): EMC complex
Source: RefSeq, a predicted model, not a curated record
CAUCAACCUCCAACCUCACCUCUCACAACCCUCCACCACCCAAAAUGCGCUUCACCUUCGAAACCAGCGCCCUUCUCGCGCUCCUCCCCCUCGCCCUCGCCGACUCUUUAACCCUCUAUCUCCCCCCCAAUCCCAACCCCUUCAGCAUCCCCGCCAACACGCACGCCACGCUCUCCUCCGCAGGCGUCCACUUCUCCGCGCCGCUGUCCUCCGCCAACACUUUUGUCUUUCACAACGUCACGCCUGGCUCGUACCUAGCCGAUGUUCACUGUCCAACUGACGCGUUUCAUCCGCUGAGGAUUGAUGUGCAGCUUGCGGAGGAUGGGGAGGAGGGAAUUGUGAGGGCGUGGGAGACGUAUCGGGGUAAUGAUUGGGGAAAUAAGGGGGAGGUUGUACAGGUUAAAGAGGGAAGCAAGGGACGGGGUUUUGAGCUGCGGGCUAUUGGGGGAAAGAAUUACUUUAUGGAGAGGCCGCAGUUCUCGGUCUUUGCUAUCCUCAAGAACCCCAUGAUCCUUAUGGCUCUCGUCAGUCUGGUUCUCAUGGUCGGCAUGCCCAAGCUCAUGGACAGCAUGGACCCCGAAAUGCGCGCCGAGUUCGAAGCCCAGCGAAAGAACAGCCCACUGAACGCCGCCAUGAGUGGGCAGUCAUCCGGUGAUAACCCUCUUACCAACUUCGACAUGGCUGCGUACCUGGCCGGCUCCAAGCCUAAGGAGAGCAGCAGCCCAGCCAACAAUGGCGGUAACGGUGGCAACACCAAGAACCAGGGCGUAAGACGGUAAAUCUUGCGCAGUUAUUGGGUAUAUCAUGACUAUAAUAGCUGGAUGGAUACACGGCCCUGUGGGCACUGUCGGGGCGAUAGAGAAGUAGAUUAUGAGAUAUGGCAUU